AUGGUCAUGGAUGAUACACUGGCUGCGGAUACUGCGCUGCCGGAGAAGGCUGCCGGAGCUCAUGAUCAGGGUAGUGACAGGCCUGGGGAAGGAUAUGAGCCUGUCAGGACCCUUACAGGUUGGAAGUGGGCUCUCGCCUAUGCCUCUUUGAUGUCGACUGUCCUACUCUUCGCCCUCGACAAUACCAUCGUUGCAACCAUUCAGCCCACAAUUGUUGAGACUUUUGGCCACCAAGAGGAUUUGGCAUGGAUCGGAGUCAGCUUUGUGCUAGGUCAAUCCCUCAUUCUACCAAUUGGAAAGUCUUUUGGCAUGUUCAACAUGAAGUUGGUCUUCCUCACGAGUCUGAUAUUGUUCGAAGGCGGCAGCGCCAUCUGCGGAGCAGCGCCAAAUAUGGCUGCCCUUAUAAUCGGCCGUGUCAUUGCAGGCAUUGGCGGAAGUGGCUUGUACGUUGGAGCCUUAACUUACAUCAGCGUCCUGACCACAACGACCGAACGUCCCAUCUACCUCGCUGGAGUCAUGACUGUGUGGGGCGUCGGAAAUGUCUUGGGUCCUGUCGUGGGCGGCUCACUAGCUGAGAGUUCUGCCACCUGGCGCUGGGGAUUCUACAUCAACCUUCCCAUUGCCGGUUUAUUUGCUCCGGGGUUCGUCUUCCUCCUUCCCAGCAUCAACGCCAUGCCCGAAACCUCGCUCAGGAAGAAGCUCGGUAUGCAGGACUGGGUCGGUAUCUUUAUUUUUACUGCCUUCUGUGCCUGCUUCUGUAUGGCUGGGAGUUUUGGUGGUACCCUCUACGCCUGGGAUAGUGAAUCCGAGAUCGCUCUCUGGGUCAUGACCGUGCUGCUGUUGAUUGCUGUUGUUCUCGUCACAAUAUUCCACCCCUUCGUUCCGCCCGAGGGCAGAAUGAUGCCAGUUCAGUUCAUGAAGACCAAGGACCUCAUCCUCCUGCCACUUCAGUCUUUCCUAGUGGCAGGAUCCAUGAUGAUGUCCAUCUUUUAUACCCCUCUGAUCUUCCAAUUUACAAAGGGUGAUAACGCGCUUCAGGGUGGAAUUCGUAUCCUACCUCUGAUUUGCAUGAUAGUCUUCGGUUGUCUCCUCAAUGGUUUUCUUAUGCCUAAAUUCGGAUACUACAUCCCUUGGUAUGUAAUAGGGAACGCUUUGUUGGUCACCGGCGCUGCAUUGAUGACCACGAUCGAUGCAGAGAUUUCCAACUCCAGCCUCUAUGGGUAUACUGUUCUCAUCGGGCUUGGGAUCGGCUGCUUCCAGAGUGCUGGGAUUGCCGUGGUGUCGGCACUCGCCCCUGCGUCCGAAGUCAACAAUGCAGUCUCCAUCAUGACCAUCUCGCAAGUUCUGGGAAUCAUCUUGGCCCUCUCUGUCUCCGGGUCUGUUUUCCAGAACAUGGCUCUGAGAUAUCUCGGCACGGCCUUGCCAGACGCUAACAUGUCUGAGCUCGGACAAUUGGUCACUGGAACGAGCGGUGAAUUCUACAAGAGUCUAGACACCGAUGAGAAAUUUGUUGUUGUCCAGCAGGUGACAGCCGCAAUCCGCGACAGCUUCUACUAUUUGUGCGGUGUUACUGCUAUUGGUUUCAUCACGUCACUGUUCCUUAGCCGGAAGAAGCUCUUCGUCGUGGAUGGCGUUGCUCCCCACUAG
Diaporthe amygdali is the source of this 1647-nucleotide messenger RNA. RefSeq names its product mfs transporter. Gene Ontology annotation, biological process: transmembrane transport. Gene Ontology annotation, molecular function: transmembrane transporter activity. The transcript is spliced from 7 exons. NCBI's taxonomy places the organism in Eukaryota, Fungi, Ascomycota, Sordariomycetes, Diaporthales, Diaporthaceae. The record is from RefSeq and is a predicted model, not a curated record. Bases 1 to 1647 code for a protein of 548 amino acids.